Messenger RNA from Rodentolepis nana, 2076 nucleotides. Lineage: Eukaryota; Metazoa; Platyhelminthes; Cestoda; Cyclophyllidea; Hymenolepididae. The record is from the annotation of a GenBank genome assembly.
AUGGCCAUCGAUUCGCGUCGAUGGUUCUAUAAUGAAUUAUCAGGGCUUGCAGCUGAGAAAUUAUUAAUCGAAAAAGGCGAACCAGGAAGCUUUCUUAUUCGUCAAAGCCACAAUAGUCCUGGAAACUUUACCCUAUCUGUUCGCAGAAAAGAUUCCUUUGCCCAUAUUCGCAUUCAGAAUACUGGUGAUUUCUUAAGCUUUUUCGGUGGUGAUAAAUUUGCCACACUACCAGAACUUGUUAAUUACUAUCGAGAACACCCGGAUCAAUUAAAGGAGAAAAAUGGAACUAUUAUUGAACUUCGUUACCCUCUGACUGUUGGUGACUAUAUAACAGAAAAUGCUAGAUGGUUUCAUGGUCGACAAACAGCAAGUGAAGCACAAAAUCUCCUUCUUCAGAAAGGCAAGAAUGGAAGCUUCUUAGUUCGUGAAUCUAUUCGUCAGCCAGGUUCUUAUGUUUUAUCAGUAGUUACGGGUGGAAAUACCGUUUCCCAUAUUCUUGUUAAUCGACUUCCGAAUUCAAAAUUCGACUUGGGAGAUGGACAGGCGUUUUCUACUCUUAGCCAACUUAUUGACCAUUAUUCGGCCUUUCCUAUUAUGGUUAAGGAUGGGGAUUUGAUAUGCCUAAAGCAGCCCUUUAAUGUGACGCGACUGAACGUCUCCUGCUUGGACCAGCGUGUCGCUCAGUUAGAGAAGGAAGGUGUUCGUGGAAAACGAGUGACAGGUUUCUGGGAGGAAUUUGAAGAACUCCAUGACGAACCAAUAACAGCUGGUAUUUCUCGUAUUGAGGGUAGUCGUGCUUGUAACGCCGCGAAAAAUCGAUACAAGAACAUCCUCCCCUUCGAUGCUACUCGUGUUAUACUGCGUGAUGGGGACCCUAAUAUUCCCGGAUCGGAUUAUAUCAACGCCAACUACAUUUCAAAUCCCGUAUUCCUUCGAGAAGGUUUGCAGAACCCUACAGAAGAAGAAAGGAAACCUCAACCCUUGACAACAUCUGGCAAAGAGGAAGAGGGAGAAACCGCCAACCCAUCGCCCAGUUCCAUUAAUCGACGAAGUCGAAUAUUCUUUUCCUCGCAACCGCAGUACAUCGCAGCUCAGGGUGUUCUGCCUGGAACAGUAGUGGAUAUGUGGAGAAUGAUCUGGCAGGAGCGAGUAUCCAUUGUCGUUAUGCUUACGAAGGAAAGGGAACGGGGCAGAAACAAGUGUGAAAAGUAUUGGCCGACUGAAUUAGAGGGCCCUCUAGUGCUCUCCGUACCCUUAGGUACUCUCAAGGUCACCCCAGUCUCCGAGCGUAAUCUCACUUCGCGCAUUAUUCGUGAGAUGAAGGUCAGUCUUCAUCGACGGAGUACCCUUGAGGAGGUUGACAAAGAAGCAGAAGGGACGUCUUUAAAACCUGAAGACGACGACUCCUUCACUGUCUACUUGUUGCAAUUUCUUGCCUGGCCAGAUCAUGGAACACCCAGUGAACCGUCGGAAUUUCUUGAUCUCCUCUUCGACAUAUCUUCUUUCCAGGAAAGCAUGGAGACGACAGGCCCUGUGGUCAUCCAUUGCAGUUCAGGAAUCGGACGAACAGGUACCUUGAUCGUGGUAGACAUGAUUAUCGGUUCUAUUUGUGAAGGCGGUCUCCACACUGACAUUGAUAUCGCUCGAACUGUCCAGGCAGUUCGAGAACAACGGUCUGGAAUGGUGCAAACUGAAGCCCAGUAUCGAUUCAUCUACAAAGCCGUGCAGGAGUUUGUCUCAAGUCUGCUUCUACGCGUUAAAGAAAGAAAUGCUCUAAAACCUUACGGAAUUGACUAUACUAACUUGAAACAAACACCCAAAAGUGAAGACUGUCUUUGCUGUAAUGGUGCCGCCAGCUUUCCGAAUACAGCCAGUUUAUCUUCUUCUCUGCCUAACUCCAGUCGGGGUUUCUGGAGUAAUCGGAGUAUAAAUUGUCUUCAUAAGCCCACUCCUCCACCUUUACCCCCUUUGAGCAGUCCAGGAGAUGCUUCGCAGUCGCCAACAGUCCCUUUCUCUUCAUGUGGGUCUUCUUCGGGAUCUAGACGUUGGUACAAGCUUUCUUCGGCUUCUCGGUGA